AUGCGCUUGACUCAGUCGCACACCCACCUGGACCAAGAGUCACCAACUCUUCUCGCAGACAUCAUAUCUCCGGUCAUGGAGUCAACAAAGCAAUUCCCUCAAUUCCCAAACCUUCCCCCCGAGAUCCGGCUCCUGAUAUGGCGCGAAUGCCUGCCAUUCCGAGUCUUCGAGAUCGAUACCCGCCCUCGCCGCGAAUGGCUGCUUCCGACUCCAAGAAAGCUGCCCCCAUGUACAUUCCGGUGGUCGCACGAGAAGAACUAUUCUCCACCCGUGAUAGCGCAAGUAUGCCGUGAAUCACGCGCUGUCGCGCUGGAGUCGCGGUCGAACGAGGAACGCAUGCUACAUGAACCUCCCUCUCGGUGGUUUAGCCCUCGCUUGAGCAUUGCAUUCAUGCAUGGGAAACCUGUCUUUAGCGACGACUGGGAGCAGGCAAUCAGCCGGGUCCCAGACUUGCAUUGGUACGCGGAUCGCUGCGGCGCAGCUGGGUUCGAUGCUUCUGUUAUGCAUGAGUUCGAUAACGAAGAGGGUUAUGCAGCCUGCAGGAACGGAUUUCUUGAUGCCAUCGCCGAACGGAAGGACUACCCCGUCUGUGUGGAAACAGUAGUGAUCCAUGCGAGCGUGGAAGCAGCGAGGAACUCGGGGCUCUUUGGCUUACUGGGCGACGCUCCCCUGCAGCUCGUUGACGCCACCGAUGCGAGAAAGAUUGCCCGGUUCCAGGCGCUGUGGGAGACCAACCUUCAGCGUGAUAUGGCUCCGGAGAGCUUUUUCAGAGACCAGACGGACUUCCAGUCCCGCAUUGUGCGGUGGAGCGAGGAGGUUGAGUCGUUUCUGGCGAUGUUCAUCCUUCGACGAUGA
Molecule: messenger RNA, 855 nt
Organism: Aspergillus terreus NIH2624
Lineage: Eukaryota; Fungi; Ascomycota; Eurotiomycetes; Eurotiales; Aspergillaceae
Product: 2EXR domain-containing protein
Exons: 2
Coding region: 1-855 (284 amino acids)
Source: RefSeq, a predicted model, not a curated record